GAAUAGGGACCGAAGGCACAACGAGUCAACGACGAUGGACGACUCCGAGGCGUUCGGAAAUUCUAACCCCGGCGAUGGAGCAAAAGCAAAGCCGAAGGUGAUUGUGAUAAUGGGUCCCACUGGCUCUGGGAAGUCCAAGCUCGCCAUUGAUCUGGCUUCUCACUUUCCGGUCGAAGCUAUAAACGCUGAUUCCAUGCAGGUUUACCGAGGCCUGGAUGUUCUCACGAACAAAGUUCCACUCUCGGACCAGAAGGGGGUGCCUCACCAUCUUCUGGGUACUAUAAGUCCAAACGUGGAAUUCACAGCUAAAGACUUUCGAGAUUCCGCUAUCCCUCUCAUCAAUGACAUAUCUGCUCGCAACUGCUUGCCUGUCAUAGUUGGGGGUACGAAUUAUUUCAUCCAGGCUCUCGUGAGUCCAUUCCUUCUAGAUGAGUCAGUUGAAGAUAUGGAUGAACCCUGCCUGGACAACCUUUCUGGUAAUACACAGUUGGAUAAGAGUUUCAUCCCUGAAAAGGAAAAUUCAAACAAUAAUUAUGAUUUGCUUAAAGAUAUUGAUCCAGUUGCAGCAAAUAGAAUGCAUCCAAAUAACCAUAGAAAGAUUAGUCAAUACCUUAGUUUGUAUGCUCGCACUGGAGUUCUCCCAAGCAAAAUUUUCCAAGGAAAAGCAGCGGAGAAGUGGGGUCAAGUUGGUAACUCGAGAUAUGAUUGCUGUUUUAUAUGUGUGGAUGCAACCCUUCCUGUACUGGACAGAUACGUAGAACAGAGGGUAGAUUGCAUGAUAGAUGCUGGAUUACUUAAUGAAGUCUAUGACAUUUACAAUCCAAAUGCUGAUUAUAGUCGAGGUUUGCGGCAGGCCAUUGGUGUCCGUGAAUUUGAACCUCUUCUGAAAACCCUUGUAAUUGAUGAAAUCUACAAAAGUAAGAAAGAAUUGACUGAGGAUUUCAGGAGAGAAAAGGGCGAUAAAUUGUGUAAUGAUGAUCUGAGGGAGCUCUUGAAGUUGUCUUCUGACUCGAAAUCCAUCACACUUAUGGAAGAAGCAAUUGAAAAAGUAAAGGUUAACACACGGAGACUAGUCCGCCGUCAGAAGAGGAUGCUUAAUCGACUGCAAAAAUUGUUUGAUUGGACUAUACACUACGUGGAUUCGACAGAAUCAUUAUCAAGUAAAUCAGAUGAUGUAUGGACUGUCCAAGUGGUAGAACAGACGGUGAAGAUCGUUAGAUCUUUCCUUGGUGAUAAUGAGAGCUUGUCAUCCACGUCUGGGACAUUAAAUAGCAGUGGGAUGAAGUUAUUUCAAAGGGACCUCUGGACUCAAUACGUGUGCAAGGCCUGUGGAGAUAGGGUGCUUAGAGGAAUACAUGAAUGGGAACAACACAAAAAGGGUCGUGGACACCGGAAACGUAUUUCUAGUCUCAAGAACAAAUCACAAGGUCCCUGUUUGGUGGAACAACAGCCGAAACAUUAGUUUGCAACUUGUGUGUGUGUGUGUUAUUUACUGCUGAUUCCUUUCCAUCACAUUUACGUGAAUGCUGUGGCCAGCGCUCGAUUACAUAACUUUCUAAAAUGUUUGCUUAGUUCUUGGCUCUUACUCCUUAAUAUAAGGUGUUUUAAAUCUUGACAAAA
This is a messenger RNA of Neltuma alba, 1620 nucleotides long. Its product is annotated as tRNA dimethylallyltransferase 2. Gene Ontology annotation, biological process: tRNA modification. Gene Ontology annotation, molecular function: tRNA dimethylallyltransferase activity. Bases 35 to 1462 code for a protein of 475 amino acids. Gene Ontology annotation, cellular component: mitochondrion. NCBI's taxonomy places the organism in Eukaryota, Viridiplantae, Streptophyta, Magnoliopsida, Fabales, Fabaceae. The record is from RefSeq and is a predicted model, not a curated record. The transcript is spliced from 10 exons.